AUGGAGCUCGGGUCCCGCCACGAUUUGUGUUGGCACUCGUCGUGUAUUUCUCGAGGAGAAGCUGAGAAAAGCGCGUUCUUCACCGCCAACCCAUCAUUCCAAUUCGCUGGGCGUGCCGCCCGUGAUUUGAGCACAAUUCAGAAAAUGACUCGAUUUUGGCCACCACAUCAGGGAUAUGGAUUGGGAGAGUUCUCGCUGGUCUACACGAUUUGUUUGAUUCUUUUCAUGAGACUAAUCGACAUGCCUACCGUAACCCAAUCAGUCGUCGGCACUCGUUACAACUCGAGAAUCUUCAACUUCAUCGCCACUCCAAUUUACACCUCCAUCAUCCCAUUCAUCCUGUUAUUCCCCAUGAUGCGUCUCUCCGAAAUGCACAUUUUCGUCUUGGCUUUGAACUUUUUGCACAUUUUGGGAUCUUGUUAUAUCGUCUAUUCGGUUUGGUACUUUUUGAAAUCUGAUAAGACGGAGGUGGAGCAGGAGAAGAAGAAAGUCGAGUAA
Caenorhabditis remanei is the source of this 498-nucleotide messenger RNA. RefSeq lists its product as uncharacterized. Lineage: Eukaryota; Metazoa; Nematoda; Chromadorea; Rhabditida; Rhabditidae. The coding region runs from base 1 to 498 and encodes 165 amino acids. The transcript has 3 exons. The record is from RefSeq and is a predicted model, not a curated record.